GUGCUUUUUCAAAGAAAACGCUGAACUGGGGCUGAAACUGAAACAGGGCAAGACUCGCAAAAAGGAGUUGCAGGCUCUUGCUCUCCUUCUUUCUCACAGUUUCCUGUUUAAAGGAGGCCAUUUUGUAACUUAGCCUGGGGGGGGGAAGGAGCACAACAAAGUUUGGCAUUGUUUUUGUUGUUUGUUUUUUCUCCCUCUCCCACGCCUGGGAGUUUCACAAUCAACUUUGGACUUUCUCCUCUGCAGGACAACUUCUUUGGACAAGAGGAGGCGAGGGGAGGGAAGGAGGCGGGGGAGGAAAAGCAGCAGGAGGAUGGUUUUCUCCCUCAGUUUGUCCUCUUCUUUUUGACUCUCUCACACAUACUGCUCGUGCGUUUCAUGCCUGGACAAUAAAACAAGUCUGACAACGAGAGAGAGAGGGCGACAGAAGUGGCAGAAAGGAGGGAACAACCACCGCUUCCUGGAUAAGGAUUUCUUCCUUGAUCCACUGGGAGGGGGUGGACACAUGACACAGAGGGACCAGGACUCUCUGCUCAGUGUGUGUGUGUGUCCAUGUCUCAGUGUAUGCACCCCUCUCUCGUCCUCUGAGGCAGUUUGAAUGAGCGUGGGCUUCGUGGGAACGCCAGACUGCACCUGGGCUUGUGUUCAGAAGUGUGUAUGUUGAGAGCCUCAGGCGGCCAGCAGACAGGACUGUGAAUGGCUAACACCAGCCCUUGUAUGCCCCCAGGGGCCAUGGUCCAGGUCUUCUUUCCUCCGGGGGGCUCCUCACCACCAGACUCGGCCGUGAUGCAGCAGACCCCCAUAUCCAUGCCCUCGUUGCCUCCUCAGGGUGGAUUUCCUGUGAUGGACCUGACAGUAGGGCAGGGCCUUGGUGGGGCUGCGUUGCCCCCAGUGCCCCCCACUCCAGCCGGGGUGUCCUUCAUCAUCCAGAUUGGCCUGACCAGAGAAUCUGUCCUGAUGCCCCAAACUGCUGACCUGGCCUAUGUCAAACAAAUCGCCUGCUCCAUUGUUGACACCAAGUUUCCAGAGUGUGGCUUCUAUGGCAUUUACGACAAGAUUUUGCUGUUCAAGCACGACACAUCCACCAACAACAUCCUGCAACUGGUUAAAGCAGCAAGUGACAUCCAGGAGGGAGAUCUGGUGGAGGUGGUGCUCUCCGCGGCAGCCACGUUUGAAGAUUUCCAGAUUCGGCCCCACGCACUUAAUGUGCACUCAUAUCGGGCCCCGGCCUUCUGCGAUCACUGUGGCGAGAUGUUGUUCGGACUGGUCAGACAAGGGCUCAAGUGUGACGGAUGUGGACUGAACUACCACAAGCGCUGUGCGUUCAGCAUCCCAAACAACUGCAGUGGAGCCCGGAAACGCCGUCUUUCCACCACCUCCCUGAGCAGCAGCCAGUCCCUGCGUCUCUCCACCACGGAGUCAGUGUACAGUGUAGGGACGGCCUCCACCUGCACAGAAGAUGCCACCCUCAUCCGCUCACACACACAAAUGCCACGGACUCCGAGUGAAGCCCGGCGCUUCUACACGGGCCGACCCGUUCAUCUGGAUAAGAUCCUGAUGAGCAAGGUGAAAGUGCCCCACACGUUUGCCGUCCACUCGUACACGCGACCGACGGUGUGCCAGUACUGCAAGAGGCUUCUUCGAGGACUGUUUAGGCAGGGCUUACAGUGCAAGGACUGCAAGUUCAACUGUCAUAAACGCUGCGCGUACAAGGUUCCAAAUGACUGCCUCGGGGAGACUAUCGGAGACAACAAAAGUAACUGUGACUUGUUGAGUCCCAGUGCAGACCCUGAGGUGCCCAUGGACUACACCAGUGAGUACGACAACUCGGACAAGUCUUCGAUAGAUGACUCAGACGAGGCCUGCAGCAUCCCUGGGUCCUUCUCUCCCGACAACAACCAGGACGGAACAAGCGGAGAUCAGAAUGUUUACAUCCCGUUGAUGAGGGUGGUCCAGUCGAUGAGACAGACAACCCGGCGAUCCAGUACGGCGAUCAAAGAAGGAUGGAUGGUUCACUACAGCAAUAAGGACACCAUGAGAAAGAGGCACUACUGGCGUCUGGACUGUAAGUGCGUCAUCCUUUUCCAGAACAACACCACCAACAAAUACUACAAGGAGAUCCCCCUGUCUGAGAUUCUAGAGGUGCGUCCGGCUGGCAACUUCACUCUUGUCCCACCAGGCACAAAUCCCCACUGCUUUGAGCUCAUCACAGGCACUAUGUGCUACUUUGUAGGGGAGGACCCCAACACCCUCCCCACCCUGUCAUCAAGCAACCCCCAGACUCUCCCCCAGACCCCUCCCUCACCUAGCCAAGUGGCGCCCAAUAGCGGCAUUGGGCGUGAGGUGGCCAAAGCGUGGGAGAGCGUCAUUCGCCAGGCCCUCAUGCCUGUCAUCUUUCAGGAUGCACCGCCUGCUGAGGGCAACACAACUCAUAGACAAGCCUCUGUCAGCAUAUCAGUGUCCAACAGUCAAAUCCAAGAGAACGUGGAUAUUGGCACAGUUUACCAGAUUUUUGCUGAUGAAGUGCUGGGAUCUGGGCAAUUUGGAGUCGUGUACGGAGGAAAGCACAGGAAGACGGGGAGGGACGUGGCGGUCAAGGUCAUUGACAAGCUUCGCUUUCCCACCAAGCAGGAGAGCCAGCUGAGGAACGAGGUGGCCAUACUGCAGAGUUUACGUCACCUGGGCAUUGUCAACCUGGAGUGCAUGUUUGAGACCCCAGAGAAAGUGUUUGUGGUGAUGGAGAAGCUGCAUGGUGACAUGCUGGAGAUGAUCCUCUCCAGUGAGAAAGGCCGACUGCCCGAGAGGCUCACUAAGUUCCUCAUCACACAGAUUCUUGCAGCUCUGAGACAUCUGCACUUUAAAAACAUUGUUCACUGCGAUCUGAAACCAGAGAAUGUGCUGCUCGCCUCUGCUGAUCCGUUCCCUCAGGUGAAGCUGUGUGACUUUGGCUUCGCCCGUAUCAUCGGUGAAAAGUCUUUUCGGCGCUCGGUGGUUGGCACCCCUGCCUACCUGGCCCCCGAGGUGCUGCUGAAUCAGGGCUAUAACCGCUCACUGGACAUGUGGUCGGUCGGCGUCAUCAUGUAUGUGAGCCUGAGUGGGACAUUCCCGUUUAAUGAGGAUGAAGACAUCAACGACCAGAUCCACAACGCAGCCUUCAUGUACCCUCCCAACCCCUGGAGACAGAUCUCUAGUGAUGCAAUCGACUUGAUCAACAAUCUGCUGCAAGUUAAGAUGAGGAAACGCUACAGCGUGGACAAGAGUCUCAGCCAUGUAUACUUACAGGACUAUCAGGCAUGGCUGGACCUGCGGGAACUGGAGACUAAACUCGGCGAGCGUUACAUCACUCACGAGAGUGACGAUGGCCGCUGGCAGAUGUUUGCCCGUGAACAUACUCUGCCGUACCCGGCGCACCUCGUGCCUCCUCCUGCCGCGCCGGGCUCUGACGACGACGAGGGCGGAGAGGAUGCGGAUGUGCAAGGCCUCACUGAGAGGGUCAGCAUCCUCUGAUGAGAAAAGACCGACAACUCAAGAUCCAUUAGGAAAGAGGAGAGGCAGAAUGAGAUGGUAGUGUCCAGCUGUUUAGUCUUUCACAACACGGUGUUCACUGUGUGCCAGCACUCAAUUUUACAGCAAUAAAUCCAAUUUCUCGCCUCCAGACUGAGUUCAUCAAAACUUCCUCCUAACCAUUUACCUCUGCUGUGAUUGGUUCUUCUUUCAUCUUUUGAACUGUUUGGACUCUUUCAUAUUGAUGAUUGCUAAACUCUAUUACACAUCCUCUGUGCGGGUGACCUGAGGAGUCUUUGCAGAAAAAAAUGGAGUCAAACUUUAAAUCCUAAUUUGCCACACAGAUUAGAAAAACACUGCAUAUUCUCUUCUUCUCCCCGCAAAAUGCUUCUUUCGUAGUAAAGCAGGAUAUACCAUUUUGCCACAAGGGAUCAAGAUAAGAAUUUGGUUAAGAUGGAUUUUUUAUGGAUUUUUUGUAAACAAAUGUGUGUUCAUAGUUAAAUGAAACUGCCUCAUUUAAAGAAGUAAAAUUAGUUUUUAGUCUCAUCCAAUUGGACUGACUGGAAUUGCACUCCCUCUUAUGUCUCAAGUAAAAAUGGGUUCCAUCUCUUUUCAGUGGUGGAGCACUUUAGAGUGACAAAAGGCUUCCUCUGUGCUGGUAAUUACUAAUGUGGCGGCGUGGCGUCAACCCCAUCUGUAUUCAAAAAAGGAUUUACCAUAAAUUCAUGUGCUAUAGUGAAAACUGGAAGUAUUGAUCUGGCAACAGCAAAUUCUCCAGUAAUUACCACUUGAGUUUUGAACCACAAUUGACUCUGAGAAAAUGUAUGUGAUUGAAGAUGGCUCUGCGGGUUUAAAUGAACCUCAGCAUCGGGGCUGUUUGUUACCUGCCGUGACUAGACAGCUUUCAUCAGUCACAUGACACGUUUCUAUGUGCAGCAGCUGUAGUGCUAUGCAGCAUUAGCCUCAAUUGCUGUUCCUGAAAGGUGAAAAACUGUUUUCACUGUUGAGUCACCCACUUUCACACAUCUAUGAAGGCAAGAGGUUGUGUAUUUAAUUGGUGAAUAAUCUUUAGAGUUGCCUGUAUAUAAGAUUUACAUACCGUCAAUGAUGAGGAGAUUUUGUUGGCUACCUGUCAUGUUGCAUGUUUCUGUGAAGUAGAAUCAUUUAGAUACAAUAUAAAACAUACUGUAGUUAUGAUGGUCUAUUAUACACACGUGUAACCUGAACUUUACGUAGUUGUCAAACAUGGGUAGACAGUGUAUGACAUGUUUGAGGGACGAUCCUAGACUUUGCAUUAAAUAAUACAAACCUUGAACAAUA
Messenger RNA from Scophthalmus maximus (turbot), 4824 nucleotides. It is a transcript of the gene prkd2, whose product is annotated as protein kinase D2. Bases 697 to 3507 code for a protein of 936 amino acids. The transcript is spliced from 19 exons. Gene Ontology annotation, molecular function: protein serine/threonine kinase activity; ATP binding. The record is from RefSeq and is a predicted model, not a curated record. Lineage: Eukaryota; Metazoa; Chordata; Actinopteri; Pleuronectiformes; Scophthalmidae. Gene Ontology annotation, biological process: protein phosphorylation.